AUGGACACCAUCUGGUCCGACUUCUGGGCGACAGCCGUGCUUCUACCCCUCACGUUCCUCCUGUCCAUGCUCUUCAACGUCCGAAGGACAGAAGACAGCUCGUACGGACUUUGGUCAGCUCUCCUUCUUCAACUCUGUGAUAAACGCCUCGACAUCUUCGUCCUCUGCCCCCAGUACAGACUAUAUGUUCCACGUCAUCCGAACAAUCAGCCAACUGAUGCCGACACAUCAAUGGUCACUACCUCCGACAGCCAAGCGAAAGGCGUCAUUGUCGACAACUCGCUCAUUCUUCCCGAAAUCCAACCCGUUCACUUGGGGGAUUAUUCAAAUCUGCAUCAAUACAUCAAUCACUUCUUGAAAUCCCCGCAGCCAAGCUUCUCGGAAAUCGAUGUACACACAACCAACGCGAAGGUGGCUGUGAUUGUAGAGCAGAAACGACCUCCCUCACGUCACCCCAAGGAUAUACUCAGUUAUUGUCAGCAGCUCAGCAGGCUGCUGCGCUCGGCCGCCGAGCAGGCCACUGAUCAAGCCUGCUGUCUGUUCUCAAUGCUGAACUACGGGCAUCAGGAGGAAGUGAUACUUAUUGCGGCAACAGGGGCGUGGUGGAUGUUUCGUUUGAGCCGUAGAAGGGAGGUAGACACGCCGUUCAUUUAUGAAGAUUAUACGCUCAAAUUCUCCCCGGACGAGACAGAAGAACAAGAGGAAAUGGGGGAUGCCCCCGGCACCGAUGGAGAACUCAUGCAUCCCGCCGUUGCUAGGCUUUUAGCACGCUUUCCAUUGCCUUCAGAGGAGAUCGACAACAAGGACGAACAUCUAAUCGAGGCACGGAGAUUAUAUCAUCUGCGAGAAAAAGCACGUCGGGAUGACAUAGCUGAUGGCACAGCGCGUGCGGACCGUUACGCAAGAAGGAAUUUAAGGAAAGAGAGAGAGAGAGCGGAAAGAGCUGGUAUAAGAAUUGGAGACAGGUGGAAGAAGUUCGUGAAAGAUGUUGGACAAGGCCCAUACUCUCCCGAAGACGUUGACAUGUGUGUGAAAUUUCAACAAGAGAUGUACGCAGGCUCGCACCUUCUUCCCUGCCACAAGUUCGACGACCAGCUCGACCCCGACGACGACAGGCUCACAGAAUGGACCGACCCGAUGCGCUUAGGGAGUCCGAUUUCCAACAAGUACAUGGCGUUUAUCAAGGCCUACCUCGAUCGCCUGGCCAAGGAGGAGUCGAGGCGGCGGGGAGUGUAG
Pleurotus ostreatus (oyster mushroom) is the source of this 1236-nucleotide messenger RNA. RefSeq lists its product as uncharacterized. The transcript has a single exon. Lineage: Eukaryota; Fungi; Basidiomycota; Agaricomycetes; Agaricales; Pleurotaceae. Bases 1 to 1236 code for a protein of 411 amino acids. The record is from RefSeq and is a predicted model, not a curated record.